GGUUGCUAGUUAUGACAUGGUACUAUUCAAACCAUUUUCCCGACCGUAUGAUAAAGCAAACCCUUUCGAAAGGUGCCUCUUAUCUUCAUAAAGCAAUAACCACACUCCGAAAUGUAGGUCUCAUUAUUAUAUCGAAUAGGAACUAGUGAUCAAGCUAUAACCAGAAGUGGAGAUGAAGGUAUAAGAGGUAGACAGGCUCAUAGAUAGCGGGGUUAUAUUGCGUGCUGGUCCUCCGCCUCAUAUUUUCGUUAUAUCCAAGUUUCAAAACAAUGGCCACACUCACCCCUAAAUCCAAAAUCGUCAUCGUCGGUUCGGGCGUAUUUGGAAUUUCGACAGCGUUAUGGCUAGCGAAAUCCGGCUACGAAGACGUAACCGUCCUGGACAUGCAGGAUACCGCGUCGGCAGCCUAUGAUCCUCUGUCGGGCAUCGACUCUGCGUCGGCCGACCUAAACAAAAUCAUCCGUUUCAGCUACGGAUCCGAGAUCGAGUAUCAACGUCUAGCAACCGAGGCUGCCGGCUUGUGGGAAGAAUGGAAUCGCGAGAUUGCCGCGACGCCCGCCGACGAGCUUCCCGAGCGGCUGAGAGAAGGCGACAGGAAGCUCUGGUGGAACGCUGGCAUGCUACGUAUGAGCAGCGAGGACGACUUUGGGGACUUUGAAGUCGCGACGCUUGAGAAUAUGGAGCGUGAGGGCAUUAGGGAAUCGCAAUUUAAAGCCGACGACGAGGCCGAUAUCGCUCGCGCAAAGGAGCGGGGUUGGGCGCACAAACUCGAUCCCUGCCGGCGACAGGAGAGGUUCGGAUCGCACAAGGCCGUCCUCGACUCUACGGCUGGUUUCGUCUACGCUUACAAGAGUUGCGCCUGGGCGCAGCAUCUGGCGAAGCGGGCUGGCGUUAAGAUGAUUCUUGAUCCUCUGCGUGGUAAGGUGGUCGAUAUUGCAACCAAGGAUGAUCGCCCAGUGGUAGUUACCGCCGACGGCCUCGAGAUCGCCGCCGAUCUAGUCGUUGUAGCCGGCGGUGGAUGGACUCCGUCUUUGGUUCCAGAGGUCCAGGGCCUCUUGGAGACUACAGCUGGUUCCGUAGCCAAUAUCCAGAUUCCCAAGGACCAGUCUGAUCUAUGGAGCCGAUUCGGUCCGGAAAUCCAACCGGUGAUAACUUGGGGUUCUCGGCAAGGCAAGGACGUGUACAGUAUCCCGAGAGACGAAAAUGGGAUUUUUAAGAUCGGUUGGAGGAGCAGAAAAUGGACAAACUUCCAAGAUGUGGGUGGGCGGCGGAUAUCAGUUCCGAAAACCGCACACGUAACUGAGGAGAAGGAGACUCGCAUCCCGAUCGAUGCGCUCAACGGUAUCAAAGAAUUCAUAACGAUCAACUUUCCCGAGCUGGUCCCCCUAGGAAUAUCGUCCACUAGGCUCUGUUGGUAUACCGACAGCAUCGACAACUCGUUUGUGGUCGAUUUAGUGCCUGGACGUCCGGGAGUAGCCGUCUGCUCCGGCGGUAGCGGUCACGGCUUCAAGUUUCUGCCCAUCCUCGGACGGGAAGUCGUCAAGAUUCUCGAGGGAAAGGGGGGGCAGACGGUGUACGGCCAGAUGUGGAAGUGGAGGAAUAGUCCCGGGGCUAAGCGGAACGGGCUUGAGGAGGGCGAGCAAGGGCCCAGGGUGCUUUCAAGGCAGAAAAUGGCCGAAGAAGGGGAUUGGCGGUUUACAGUCUGAUAAUAUCCUAAGUAAAUUGCCCGGAAUUUGUUUCUAUUAACUAUGUGCUCUGGAAACCUCUAGAAAGGCUCAACAGCAACAAAAACGUGUUGUUGCCAUCGAUAACCUGCCACUCAAUUUGAUAACUUUACAAAGCCAAUACCUCGACUCAAUAUAAAAUCAGGAAUUAGCAAAAAUUCCUAUUCCAACACCUUCACUUCACCGGUCUGACCAAUGCUUACGCC
This is a messenger RNA of Daldinia caldariorum, 1930 nucleotides long. Its product is annotated as FAD dependent oxidoreductase. The record is from RefSeq and is a predicted model, not a curated record. NCBI's taxonomy places the organism in Eukaryota, Fungi, Ascomycota, Sordariomycetes, Xylariales, Hypoxylaceae. The transcript has 5 exons. The coding region runs from base 270 to 1706 and encodes 478 amino acids. Gene Ontology annotation, molecular function: flavin adenine dinucleotide binding; sarcosine oxidase activity.